GGGAAUCGUUGAAGUGCAAUUAUUUAAACAAUUUCGAAUACAACAUGAAAGGCAUUUAUUAUCAUUGUAAUUUGAAAUAAUUUGAGGCAACUUUCAAUGUGUAAAUUAAGUUUUAAAUACAUUUUUAUAUGGUGAACCAAUGAGAGGAGUUGACAUUUAUUAAAUGUUUACGUUUACAGAGUUACAGUAAUUGAUAGAGAACAAUAGAGUGGUAUAGUCGUAUUAUAUUACUUCAACUUCUACGAUCGACUACUAAAACAAAUGCCGAAAUGGAGGUUCAAGAAUACAAACACGACCCUGAGUCAAAUUUCGAAUGUCUUGUUCAACAAGUUGAGGAGCAAUCCGAGUUUUGUGACGUCACAGUCACAAUGGGUGAUUGGAGAAAAAGAUUUCAUAGAUGUGUGCUUACAGCAAGUCUGCUAUUUCGGUCCAUAAUAGAAACACAAAUUGCGGACUCGAAAAUAGGCAACUAUGAUGGAAAAACUGACAGAAUACAGGAUACCGAAAUUGAGAUAAAGAUUAACAUGUCCCCUGAUAUUGUGGAGAUGGCAGUCAUGUUUAUGUAUGGAAAGAUUCCUGAGUUUACUAUCGCGAAUAUAGGUGACUUACUAGAAUUAGCAGAAUACCUCAAAAUA
This is a messenger RNA of Ruditapes philippinarum (Manila clam), 635 nucleotides long. RefSeq lists its product as uncharacterized. Gene Ontology annotation, molecular function: protein binding. Lineage: Eukaryota; Metazoa; Mollusca; Bivalvia; Venerida; Veneridae. The record is from RefSeq and is a predicted model, not a curated record.